This is a messenger RNA of Aureococcus anophagefferens, 816 nucleotides long. RefSeq lists its product as hypothetical. Lineage: Eukaryota; Pelagophyceae; Pelagomonadales; Pelagomonadaceae. The transcript has a single exon. Gene Ontology annotation, molecular function: RNA binding. Gene Ontology annotation, cellular component: small-subunit processome; nucleolus. The annotation marks the transcript as partial. The record is from RefSeq and is a predicted model, not a curated record.
AGGCGCUACCGCAAGGACAAGCCCUGGGACACGGACGACGUCGACCACUGGAAGCUCGAGGAGUGGAAGCCCGAGCACUCGCCCGGCGCGUUCCUCGAGGAGAGCAGCUUCGCGACGCUCUUCCCGCGGUACCGCGAGGGCUACAUCCGGGAGGCGUGGCCGAUCGUCACGCGGACGCUGGGCAAGGUCGGCGUCGCCUGCGAGCUCAACCUCAUCGAGGGGUCCAUGACCGUGGCGACGACGCGGAAGACGUCGGACCCCUACGUCAUCCUCAAGGCGCGGGACCUCAUCAAGCUCCUCGCGCGGUCGAUCCCCGCGGCGCAGGCGAUGAAGAUCCUCGACGACGGCGUGCACUGCGACGUCAUCAAGAUCGGCGGCCUCGUGCGGAACCGGGACCGCUUCGUGCGCCGGCGGCAGCGCCUCGUCGGGCCCGACGGCGCGACGCUCAAGGCGCUCGAGCUGCUCACGGAGUGCUACGUGCUCGUGCAGGGCAACACGGUCGCGUGCAUGGGCGGCAUCAAGGGCCUGAAGACGUGCCGCAAGGUCGUCGAGGAGUGCUUCCGCAACGUCCACCCCAUCUACAACAUCAAGAUCCUCAUGAUCAAGCGCGAGCUCGCGAACGACCCCGAGCUCAAGGAGGAGGACUGGGAGCGGUUCCUGCCGAAAUUCGCGAAGAAGAACGUGCAGACGAAGAAGCCCCUCAAGACGCGCCCCACCAAGGCCUACACGCCCUUCCCGCCGGCCCAGCAGCCCUCCAAGGUCGACCUCCAGAUCGAGAGCGGCGAGUACUUCGCGCCCGAAUCCGCGAAGCGCCAG